Nerophis lumbriciformis (worm pipefish) is the source of this 2311-nucleotide messenger RNA. It is a transcript of the gene spaw, whose product is annotated as southpaw. Lineage: Eukaryota; Metazoa; Chordata; Actinopteri; Syngnathiformes; Syngnathidae. Gene Ontology annotation, cellular component: extracellular region. The record is from RefSeq and is a predicted model, not a curated record. Gene Ontology annotation, molecular function: growth factor activity; cytokine activity.
CAUUGUCGAGAGCUCAAACCACGCGUAAACAUUUUUGUGUGUCUGUAUGCGGAGUAAAACUAUGGAACAAACUGGACUUACAACACAAGCAAUGCCAAACUAUUAAUGGAUUUAAACUAUUAUACAAACAUGGGGUCUGGUUCAAAUAUAGAGAUGAGGGUCUUUGAUUUGACCUGCUGUUGUACUCUGUCUCAAAGUGUUAACAUGUGCUCAAUGUUUCCUUACCAUUAUUGCUAUGUUGUCUAUUACCAUUGUUGGUAUUUUGUCUAUUACCAUUGUUGGUAUGUUCAUUCUUCCUAUAUUGUUGAUACAAAUUAUUGUUACAGUGUAAUAAUUAUUGUUACCUGUGGUAAUGCCACUAUGAUACAACAGUUGUAUUAUAAUCCUUAAACAAAGUAACAGUGAAACUAAUGUGAAUAAUCACUGAAUAGAGAACUGGGAGUGGGAUUAAAAAAGUUAUCUUCUUCCCACUCCCUUUCAGGCAAAACUGGACAAUCAUGCAUUACAUACUAUACAUUACCUUUUGCACUAUAUUAAUUUAUAUUGUUGUGUGUUGUCAACUUUGUACUUUUUUUAUGUCAUUGCCUGAAAUAAAUGAAAAUGAAAAAAACUAUCAUAACGAUUAGGAGAUGUACGUUGUUCCAGUGAUCAGGUCAAAGCACACGUAAGAUGAGUGAAGAGACAGGCAAAUGUCACUCCAAAAUACAAUAACUGUCAAAAUAAUUGUAGUGCAUUCAAUUAACACAUUUAAAAAUGUUCCUGGUUGACAUUCUGACAAUAAAAUGACAUGUGUGUCAAAGAUCAUUUAUACUGUGCAAGCGAGUAACAACCUGUGAUUAAUCAUGAUUACAUGUUUUAUGAACUGAUCCAAGCUUUUGAUUGGAUGUCAAAUCUGAGGCAUUUUGCCAGGACAAUGAACUUGGCUAAAUGUUCUUAGGAGGUGUCUGUGAUGUGCUCUGGUGAUCUUUAGGAUGUCUUGCAGGCCUCAGGGGUCAUCAAGGGGCAGCUGUCGGCUAUAAAAGGGGGCUUGUCUGCAGCCUCAUCCACACGUCACUUUCAGCCUGAGAGCAGCCGAGGGAAGGAAGGGAAGAAGAUCCUCACCGCUCGUUCGCUUUCUUCUUCCAAAUGGAACCCAGGACCCUUUUCUUGCUUCUUUUCUUGCUGUCUCAGCAUCACGCAGCAGCCAGGGACGUGGCCCUCCACCGCGGCGGCAGGUUCCCAACGUACAUGAUGCAGCUCUACCGCUCCUUCAGGGACGCCGAUGGCUCGUCGACGGCAGCUGUCAACAGUUCAGACGGCGGUCGGACGGCGCGAGAGUCCGACUCUAUCCUCAGUCUGAUGGCGAAGGGUUGCCAUCAAGCGGGGGACAGAUGGGUCGUCACGUUUGACAUGUCGUCCAUCUCCGCCGCCGACAGGGUGCACCUGGCAGAGCUCCGGGUCAGACUUCCAGGCGUGUCCGCCUCCAAGCGGGCCGUUGUGGAUUUAUACCACUCUGGUAAGGAUGAGCGCCGCCUCCUGGGCAGCAUCGCCGCGUCAGCCGGGAAGUCUUCCUGGAAGGUUUUCAACGUCAGCGCCCUGUUGAAGCGCUGGCUCUACCAGGGAGGGUCCGCCCAGGAGGCCUCGGGAGAGCCUGGGAGCGGUUCUGGCGACUACGGGGAUUUACCCACCUUCGAGAAUCCAAGAAAGCCGGCGUCGGGCACCAACCGAGCGAUGAUGCUGAUCUUCUUCAAACAUGACGUCCCUCAGGAGGCCGGCAGCCUCAUCAACACUGUGGAACACUCCAAGUACGUCGGCGUGGGGACGAGUGGCGGCGGCCACCAAAGUCGGCGCCAUAAAAGGAACAAGAUGGAGAGCGUGAGGAAGGUGGCGGCCCCCAAGGUCACUGUGGCGCCGUCACCCGGUGGCGUGCGCCAUCCUCUGUGUCGCAAGGUGGACAUGUGGGUGGACUUCGAGCACAUUGGCUGGGACGAGUGGAUCGUCCACCCGAAGCGCUUCAACGCUUAUCGCUGCGAGGGCGAGUGUCCGAUACCCUUGGAUGAGAGCUUCCGCCCUACCAACCAUGCGUACAUGCAGAGCCUCCUCAAACAUCAUCACCCAGAGAGAGUGAGCUGUCCAUCCUGCGUGCCCACACACCUCAGUCCUCUGUCCAUGUUGUACUACGAGAACGACGACCUGGCCCUGCGUCAUCACGAAGACAUGAUCGUUGAAGAGUGUGGCUGUCACUGACAACAUGCUUUCAUCUAUUUAUACACCAUGUAUAUGUUGUACAUAAAAUAUCCCAAAUAUAUUAAAACCUUUUAUUUUCACACAA